Molecule: messenger RNA, 981 nt
Organism: Colossoma macropomum (tambaqui)
Lineage: Eukaryota; Metazoa; Chordata; Actinopteri; Characiformes; Serrasalmidae
Product: trace amine-associated receptor 13c-like
Exons: 1
Coding region: 1-981 (326 amino acids)
Biological process (GO): G protein-coupled receptor signaling pathway
Cellular component (GO): membrane
Molecular function (GO): trace-amine receptor activity
Source: RefSeq, a predicted model, not a curated record
AUGUCUGUUAUGGAGGUUAACCAAACUGAUCAAUGCCUCAGGUUUUCCUGUCCAGAGAGAUCUGUUUCUACUGUAUAUGUGUUAACAUAUGUAUCUGCAGCUGCUGCUGUUCUGCUAACAGUGUGUGGAAACCUACUUGUUAUCAUCUCUGUUUGUCACUUCAAGCAGCUCCACACACCAACUAACAUGCUCAUCCUCUCUCUGGCUGUGUCAGACUUUCUAGUGGGAGCUCUUGUGAUGCCUAUGACAUUAACAUGGAUGAUCGAAGCAUGUUGGAUUUUUAGUGCAGCUCAAUGUUUGUGUAAUGUAUUUUUUUCUUAUCUUUUCACAACAACAUCAGCUUAUAGUGUUGCUCUCAUUGCAGUUGAUCGGUAUUUUGCUCUCUCUAAUCCAUUCCUCUACACUCAAGCAGUCUCUGUGAACACGAUGUGCAUUGUGGUUUUAUGUAACUGGUGUCUAUUACUGUUGUACUAUCUAGUACUUCAGUACUUCAAUGGAUAUUUCACCAACCUGGUAAUGUGUCCUGGAGACUGCUUUUUGGUCUUGGAUGAGGUCUCAUUUCUGGUUGAUCUUCUUUUGGGAUUUGUUUUCCCCUGUUCUGUUAUAAUCAUAUUUUAUGUCAUGGUUUUUGUUAUUGCAAGGAAACAUGCCACUGCAAUCAGAGACCUUAACAUUCAAACAAGGACAUCAAAGAACACAGCAGACUCUAUGAAGUCAGAGAGAAAAGCAGCUAAAGUACUUGCCAUUUUGGUGUCUGUAUUUUUGGGAUGUUUAUUUCCAUAUUUCAUUUAUACUGUAUUAGGUUAUGUAAUAGAAAUUGAAAUGGGAGCAUUUCAGAAAGUCUUGGUGCUGCUGUAUCUUAAUUCGGCUAUUAACCCGGUUCUUUAUGCUUUGUUUUAUCCGUGGUUUAGGAGGUGUGUUAAACUCAUUUUAACUCUUCAAAUAUUCAACACAGAUUCUUCACUGAUGAAUGUUCUUUGA